Molecule: messenger RNA, 969 nt
Organism: Eutrema salsugineum
Lineage: Eukaryota; Viridiplantae; Streptophyta; Magnoliopsida; Brassicales; Brassicaceae
Product: glycine-rich RNA-binding protein 7
Exons: 2
Coding region: 338-799 (153 amino acids)
Molecular function (GO): mRNA binding
Source: RefSeq, a predicted model, not a curated record
AACCUUGGUUAAAUAUCUCAGCCCCAUUAUAAAGAGAUUCUUCGUCUCCCUCACUCAUCACUCAGAUCUCUCCACUUCUCUUUUUUUAGAUCUUCUCUAUCAUUUCUCUCAUUCAAUGGCGUCCGCAGAUGUCGAGUUCCGGUGCUUCGUUGGAGGCCUAGCUUGGGCCACUGAUGACAGAGCUCUCGAGACUGCCUUCUCUCAGUACGGCGACGUUAUUGAUUCCAAGGUCCGUUACACGCAGAGAUCGGACUCUCCGGGAUUCCGAUGAUUCUGAUCCUCGACGGAUCUGUUCCGAUCUGUGUUUCUCUGUUACUUGAUUCGAAUUACUGUUACUAUGCAUGCUCUCUCUCUCGUUCUUUGUUACUCUGUUACUUGUUUUUCCCAAUCGAUCAUUAACGAUCGUGAGACUGGAAGAUCGAGGGGAUUCGGAUUCGUCACUUUCAAGGAUGAGAAAUCCAUGAAAGACGCCAUUGAGGGAAUGAACGGACAGGAGCUCGAUGGUCGCAGCAUCACUGUGAACGAGGCUCAGUCACGUGGAAGCGGUGGCGGAGGCGGCCGUGGUGGUGGUGGCGGUGGAUACCGCAGCGGCGGCGGUGGCUACGGAGGUGGUGGCGGUGGAUACGGAGGUGGCGGCGGAAGACGCGAGGGUGGUUACUCUGGUGGUGGAGGUGGAUACUCCUCAAGAGGAGGUGGUGGCGGCGGAAGCUACGGUGGUGGCAGACGCGAGGGUGGUGGAUACGGAGGUGGUGAAGGUGGUGGUUAUGGAGGAAGCGGCGGAGGUGGUGGUGGUUGGUAAUUAGAUUAGGAUUUGAGAUUGUGACUGUUCUCUGGUUCUGGUUCUGCUUAUGGUUUCUGGUUGUGGUAUCUUUGGUUCUCUGUUUCUGGUUUUGCUAUUUUGGAUGUGACAGUUCGUGAUUAGGUAUCUGAUAUCUGGAAACGUAAUGUUAAAUCACUUUCGUUCGCUCA